Molecule: messenger RNA, 2459 nt
Organism: Sodiomyces alkalinus F11
Lineage: Eukaryota; Fungi; Ascomycota; Sordariomycetes; Glomerellales; Plectosphaerellaceae
Product: iron-sulfur clusters transporter atm1
Exons: 3
Coding region: 96-2243 (715 amino acids)
Biological process (GO): transmembrane transport; intracellular iron ion homeostasis
Cellular component (GO): mitochondrial inner membrane
Molecular function (GO): ATP hydrolysis activity; ABC-type transporter activity; ATP binding
Source: RefSeq, a predicted model, not a curated record
CGCUGGAACGUCGGCUGGAACGAAUCCGUCGCCGCGUAGAGUGCCCGGCACACGAUGAUAGGCCGGCCGGUGAACGGGAGCACAGAUAACACACCAUGCCGCGUAUGAUAUGCCUUGCCUGUCGGGCAGGUCUCGCUGCUACCUACGCCCCGCGAGUCGGCUCGGCACGACUUCGCCAAUACUCCCCCAUAUCUCCAUCCUCGGUGCGCUUCUUUCAGUCGUACCGAAACGACCCGCCGAAUAGCCACCUUGACGAGACGAAGAAACCCGGCCAUGGAUCUAAGAGACAACCCCAUACCCCAUCGAUGAUGGGUUCCCCCAAGAAACCGUCGGCCGACCCUCUCGCGACGACGGAGAAGACAGCGCAGGAGCAGCGCACAGCUGACUGGGCAAUCAUGAAAGAGAUGUCGAGAUACCUAUGGCCCAAGGACAACCUCAACACCAAGCUCCGUGUCGGUCUCGCUGUGUCGUUGCUAGUGGGCGCGAAAGUGCUCAACGUACAGGUGCCGUUCUACUUCAAGAACAUCGUCGAUGCCAUGAACAUCGACGUUUCCGGCACCGGAGCCACCGCUGCCACGAUCGCGGGGACCAUGGUCCUGGCCUACGGCGCCACCCGUAUCGGCGCCACCGUCUUCCAAGAACUCCGCAAUGCCGUCUUCGCCUCCGUCGCGCAAAAGGCCAUCCGGAACGUCGCCCGGAACGUCUUCGACCACCUCCUCCGCCUCGACCUCAGCUUCCACCUCUCCAAGCAGACGGGCGGCCUGACCCGAGCCAUCGACCGCGGUACCAAGGGGAUCAGCUUCCUCCUGACGAGCAUGGUCUUCCACAUCUUCCCCACCGCCUUGGAGAUCUCCAUGGUCUGCGGCAUCCUGACCUGGCAGUACGGCGCCAAGUUCGCCGCCAUCACCGCCGUCACCAUGGCUGCCUACACGGCCUUCACCAUCUGGACGACCUCCUGGCGGACCAAGUUCAGGCGCCAGGCCAACGCCGCCGACAACAAGGCGUCGACCGUCGCCGUCGACUCGCUGAUCAACUACGAGGCCGUCAAGUACUUCAACAACGAGAAGUUCGAGAUCUCCCGCUAUGACUCCGCCCUGCUGGCCUACGAGAAGAGCUCCAUCAAGGUCGCCACCUCCCUGGCCUUCCUGAACAGCGGUCAGAGCAUCAUCUUCUCUUCGGCGCUGACCGCCAUGAUGUACCUGGCCGCAGACGGAGUCGCCAAGGGCACGUUGACCGUGGGCGAUCUUGUCAUGGUCAACCAGCUCGUCUUCCAGCUCUCCGUGCCCCUCAACUUCCUGGGCUCCGUCUACCGGGAGCUGAGACAAUCCCUGCUCGACAUGGAGACGCUCUUCAACCUGCAAAAGGUCAACGUCACCAUCAAAGACGACCCCAGCGCCCAACCCCUCGUCCUCUCCAAGGGCGGCGAGAUCAAAUUCGAAAACGUGACCUUCGGCUACCAUCCCGACCGGCCCAUCCUGCGCAAUCUGUGCCUCACCAUCCCCGCCGGGAAGAAGGUCGCCGUCGUCGGCCCCAGCGGCUGCGGCAAGUCCACCCUCCUCCGGCUCCUCUUCCGCUACUACGACGCCCAGUCGGGCCGCAUCAGCAUCGACGGCCAGGACAUCAAGUCCGUGAAGCUCGACUCCCUCCGCGAGUCCAUCGGCGUCGUGCCCCAGGACACGCCGCUCUUCAACGACACCAUCGAGCACAACAUCCGGUACGGGAACCUGUCGGCGCCCAAGGACCGCGUCAUCGCGGCCGCCCAACGCGCCCACAUCCACGAGAUCGUCCAGAGCUUCCCCGACGGCUACCAGACCAAGGUGGGCGAGCGGGGCUUGAUGAUCUCGGGCGGCGAGAAGCAGCGGCUGGCCGUUAGCAGGCUGCUGCUCAAGGACCCUCCCCUCCUCUUCUUCGACGAGGCGACGAGUGCCCUGGAUACCCAUACCGAGCAGGCCCUGAUGGCCAACAUUAACAGCAUUCUCCGGGAGAAGGCAAGGACUAGCGUCUUUGUCGCACAUAGGCUGCGGACCAUCUUUGACGCGGACCUCAUUAUUGUGCUGAAGGAGGGGGCGGUGGCCGAGAUGGGCACGCAUCGAGAGCUUAUUGAUAGGGGAGGCCCCUAUGCCGAGCUCUGGAGUGCCCAGGAAACAUUGUUUAACCACGAGGGCGAGGAGGUAAAGGAGGAGAUUGAGGAGGAGGAGGAGGAGGCCGAGGAAAGAUCCAGAGGCCCCCCCGAAAAGCCAUGAUAUAGCCGCUCGCAUGGAUUGAGCAAGGCUUAUAGUGAUCAAAUGUUCCUGGAUACAGGUUUACAGGGGGGGCAAUAUUUAAGGUACGCACAGAUAACUGUCGAGUCCACCAUAGAAUACCUAUUACUUGCAUCGAUCGUCGGAUCACCAUCUGCUUUAUAGGCAGUAUAUGACUAUGUGACUUCUUUGUCGUAGCCUAGUAGAGUUAUAAUAGGG